AUGGCCGAGUUUUGGCGACUUGCCCUCACUCCUUCUUACUGCUGCCGUAUGAGCGACAGAGUGGACUACCUAUGGGGUCACUCGAACCGGGAUAACGGGAAAAUGGCCGCAAAAACAGUUACGGACAAAGAGAAAGUUCUAAGUUCUGGAGACCAGGAUGAUGGUUAUGGCAACGAUGAUGAUGUUGAGGAUGACAAGGAGGAGGACGACGAAGAGGAUUAUAAUGACGAUGAUAGUCAGAAGGAGAAAAGGAGGAACACGAAGACUACGACGUUGAUAUUUGUGGCGGUGCUGAUGAUACUGUUGCUAAUUUUCAUGUUGAUGACUCCGAUGAUGGCGAUUAUUAUGAGCGGGAAGAUGCCGACGGCUGCUAGUGCUAAUGUCCAUGCUGAUGACUCUGAGGAUGGCGAUUAUUAUGAGUUGAAAGAUGCCGACAACGAAGAGAAAGAUGGUGAUGAGUAG
Molecule: messenger RNA, 462 nt
Organism: Dibothriocephalus latus
Lineage: Eukaryota; Metazoa; Platyhelminthes; Cestoda; Diphyllobothriidea; Diphyllobothriidae
Source: the annotation of a GenBank genome assembly